Molecule: messenger RNA, 3592 nt
Organism: Lingula anatina
Lineage: Eukaryota; Metazoa; Brachiopoda; Lingulata; Lingulida; Lingulidae
Product: dynein axonemal heavy chain 10-like
Biological process (GO): microtubule-based movement
Cellular component (GO): dynein complex
Molecular function (GO): dynein intermediate chain binding; minus-end-directed microtubule motor activity; ATP hydrolysis activity
Source: RefSeq, a predicted model, not a curated record
UGCUCACUUUGGCAAGUCUAUGGUCAUCAACUACACUGUCACUCUCAAGGGUCUGGAAGACCAGUUGCUGAGUGUGAUUGUGAAGUCAGAGAGGAAAGAGCUGGAAGAGCAGAGAGAAAGAUUGAUCCAGGAAACAAGUGCCAACAAGAGCUUGCUGAAGGACCUGGAGGAUGCCCUGCUGAGAGAACUGGCUACUUCUACAGGCAACAUGUUGGACAACACAGAUCUCAUCCAGACCCUUGAAGAAACAAAAGCCAAAGCAUCUGAGGUGGCAGAAAAGUUGAAGCUUGGAGCCAAGACUGCCAUUGAUAUUGACAAGCUUCGUGAUGGGUACCGUCCUGCAGCCAAGCGUGGUGCCAUUUUGUUUUUCAUCCUUGCUGAGAUGGCCAGUAUUAAUACUAUGUAUCAGUAUUCCUUGGCGGCUUACCUGGAUGUGUUCCAGUUCUCUCUGAAGAAGAGCUUGCCAGAUACUAUACUGCAGAAGAGGUUGAGGAAUAUCAUGGAUACUUUGACACACAAUGUCUACAACUAUGGUUGCACAGGUAUCUUUGAGAAACACAAGCUGUUAUUCUCCUUCCAAAUCACAGUGAAGUUGGAGAUGGAUGAGCAAAGGAUCAGACAAGAGGAACUGGACUUCUUUAUCAAGGGUAGCAUAGCACUGGAGAAGAGCAAGCGAGGCCGUCCAUUUAAAUGGGUCCCAGAACAGGGCUGGGAGGACAUGAUUAGAUUGGCAGAGAUAGAAAAAGGUGCUUUUGGAACCAUACUGGAAGAUGUAGAGAAGAAUGAGAAGGAGUGGAAACAGUGGUUUGACCAUGAUUCACCAGAAUCUCAGCCUUUCCCACUGAAAUAUGAAGACAGCCUCUCUGACUUCCAACGCCUGAUGCUUCUCCGCUGCUGGAGAGUGGAUCGUAUCUACAGAGCCAUCACAGACUACAUCACCAAAGUUAUGGGUGAGAAGUAUGUCACUCCACCUAUCAUCAGUUUUGAGGCCAUCUUUGAGCAGAGUACGCCCACCUCUCCCAUCGUGUUUAUCCUGAGCCCAGGAUCUGACCCUGCCAGUGAUCUGAUGAAGCUGGCUGAGAGGACUGGAUUUGGAACCAACAAACUCAAGUUCUUGUCCAUGGGACAGGGACAGGAGAAGAUUGCCAUGCAGUUCCUGGAAACAGCUGUGGCUAGAGGUCAGUGGCUCAUGUUGCAGAACUGCCAUCUACUGGUGAGAUGGUUGCGUGACUUGGAGAAGGAGAUAGAGAAACUGGCAAAGCCUCAUCCAGACUUCCGCCUCUGGCUGACCACUGAGCCAACCUCAGCUUUCCCCAUUGGUAUCCUGCAGAGGUCACUUAAAGUUGUCACAGAACCUCCCAAUGGUCUGAAGCUGAACCUGCGCAGUACUUACUUCAAGAUCCCAGCCACAGCUCUAGUGGAGUGCCCACACCCUGCCUUCCCCUCCCUGGUCUUUGUGCUGGCCUUCUUCCACGCUGUGGUCCAAGAGAGGAGGAAGUAUGGAAAGAUAGGAUGGAAUGUGCCUUAUGAUUUCAAUGAGUCAGACUUCCAGGUGUGCAUGCAGAUCUUGAAUACCUACCUGACCAAGGCUCAUGAGAACAAUGAGACUAAGAUACCAUGGAACAGCUUGAAGUACUUGAUUGGAGAGGUCAUGUACGGAGGCCGUGCUAUUGAUAACUUUGAUCGUCGCAUCCUGAACACCUACAUGGAUGAAUACAUGGGUGACUUCAUCUUUGACACCUUCCAGCCUUUCCAUUUCUAUGUGAAUGAAGAAGUUGACUACAAAAUCCCUGAAACUGGCAUGAGAGAUGUCUACACAGAGUUAUACAAGGGGUAUACUGAUUACAUUGAGACUCUCCCACUGACCAAUACCCCUGAAGUGUUUGGGUUACACCCCAAUGCUGAGAUUGGUUACUACACCUCUGCUGCCAGGGAAAUGUGGAGUAACUUAGUGGAGUUACAGCCCCAGACAGGCGAGACUGGCUCUGGAAUCAGUCGUGAGGACUUUAUUGACAAGAUUGCCUCUGAUGUUCUGGCCAAGCUGCCACCAGAGUAUGACAUGGAUAAGAUCCGUAAGAAGCUGGGCAUUGAGAUCACCCCCACCACUGUGGUACUGCUGCAGGAGCUGGAGAGAUUUAAUAUUCUCAUUAAGAGAAUGAGGGUCUCCUUGUCCACUUUGAAGAGGGCCUUGGCAGGUGAAGUUGGUAUGAGCAAUGAGCUGGAUGAUGUGGCCAAGUCUCUGUUUAAUGGUCAGUUGCCUGGAAUCUGGAGGCGUCUGGCACCAGCCACUCUGAAGUCACUGGGCAACUGGAUGACCCAUUUCCAGAAGAGAAAUUCUCAGUACACAGUAUGGAUAGAGGAAGAUGAGCCUAAUGUGAUGUGGCUGUCAGGGCUCCAUAUCCCAGAAUCUUACCUGACGGCCCUGGUGCAGGCCACCUGUCGUAAGAAUGGCUGGCCCCUGGAUAAGUCCACCCUGUACACCUCUGUCACCAGCUACCAGAACCCUGAAGACGUCACAGAAAGAGCUCAUCAAGGUUGUUUUGUACAUGGUCUGUACUUGGAGGGUGCUGGCUGGGACAUAGAGAAGGGAUGUAUUAUCAGACAGAAACCAAAGGAACUGAUCCAGGAGUUACCAGUACUUAAAGUAAUCCCCAUUGAGGCUCAUAGACUCAAGUUACAGAACACCCUGCGUACUCCUGUCUACGUGACAUCAGAGCGCCGUAAUGCCAUGGGAGUGGGUCUUGUAUUUGAAGCUGAUCUCUUCACCACAGAGCACAUUAGUCACUGGGUUCUACAGGGUGUGGCACUGUCUCUCAACACAGAUUAGAUUAAUACAGAAAAUGGGACGUACUUUGCUGAAUUCAGAUUACAUUUCUGUAGAAAAUGGAACAUUCCUUCACAAAUUCAGAGUGAAAAACAGAAAACGGAGGAAGCAUUCUUUCUCAAGAAUUUCUCAGUUGCUUCAGAGAAUAUCCCUAAUGCCAUUUUGAAAGUGGGAAAGUAGACCAUUAGCGGCAGCAGAAUUAAACUGUCAUAGCCCUGUUUAAUAAAAAAAGCAGAAACAUACUCAGACUCAGAAUAACGAACUGUGAUUGUAACGAACUGGGAUUCUUUCUUUCUAUAAAACCGUCCAAAUAUAACUUAUUGCAAAAUAGAUUUGUUUAAAAAACCGUCCAGGUAUUUUUUCAUAAAAGAUUUUAAAUUUUAUUUCAUUGCCAAAAUAUAUAUUUGUUUUACAAAAGUAAUGUGAACUUUUGAUAGAUUCCGUCCACGUUUUGUUUAUUGGCACGUCCUUAUAGUUUCGUGAAGAGCAAUAUUAUAAAAGUUCAAUAUAUGGUCUAUUUUAACCAAUAUUUGCCGUGUUAUAAUUUAACAACUGUUAGCGACAUCUGUGAUAAAUAUUGUACAGAGAGACUUGAAUUUACAUUGUUGUGAGUUUAUUUAUGUGAACUCUAUUUUAUUUAUCUAUUCUUAAAAGAGUAUUUCUGUAUGAUAAUUUCAAAUUAAAAAAAUAGUAACUUUGUAUUUUGCUACAUUAUGGUAUAAUUUUUGCAGUGGAGUACACGAAUCCUUGUGGACUUUCACUGCUUGU